GCUAAGGUCAGCAACCACACAGCCAAUUGGACAAACCAGAGCCGAGCUUCUUCCACUUUGUUGUUGUCUACCUGAACCCCCCAGGAAACCUCUUUAUCACCCGGCCAUGCGCACAUCGUAAACACCACCAUUGGCUUUGUUGAUCUUUUGGUUUUUUUGGGUUCCCCAAUUUCCGUCUACCUCCCGUGCCACAUCAUCUACCAUUAUCGUUUUUAUUUUCGGUGGUAUUUUUUUUUGCUAUACCAUAUUUGCGCUGCGGUGGCAGAGCUACCUGCACGCACGCCUGCCCCAGACAGCACUCGUGGGAUUAGUUUGCGAAUCUGAUUUCCUGAGAUUGGAUCGCUUUCGCGGCGGUCACUUUGGGCGCUUCGUCAGGGAGCCCUUUCCGCCACUUUUCAUUUUUCUUUUCCACCUCUCGCGCGCGGCAGAGCAUGCUUAAGCCAUCAACACUCAGUACUACUACCACCUAAUCUACCAGACUUCUGAGACUGUAGGAUGGCCUCGGAAGAAUCGGUACAGCCAUUGCGUCUGUCGAGGAAUAGCGCCGCAUCUCAGCCAGCGGUUGCCAGCUCUAUUCCUCGCGCGUUGACCGAGAUAUCACCAACCGAGAAGCGACGAAACUCGCCAAGCUGGAACCAGACCACCAAGAAAAUGACGCUCAGUACCGACUCUUCUCCAUUCCAGUCGUCCCCACUGGAUGGCGCCACUUCGCCUCGAUUGUUCUGGAAGAACCGCAACAUGAACUCGGAGAAUAACUCGCUCUACGGAGGCCGCGCCGGCUCACCAUCUCCUACACGACGCUCUUCCAUAGAGCGUCUGCAAAAGGCUUCUCGCGUCAAAAAUAGCAACAUCCUCGCUCUAGAGCAGAAGCAGGAAUACGAUCCCACCAGACUUCCCCAGGUAGAGCGACCCCUAGCUAAAGUCCAAGGCAACGCGUAUGGCGGAACUGGGGCUGCCGGCCUGAGAAGCCCCGAGGCCAAAAUCAUGGGCCACCAGAGGACUGGGAGCAAAUCUAGCAUUCCGCUAUACAGCCCGACAAAGGCCCCAGCCCCAGCCACUAGCACAAGCAUCACAACUUCUCCUCCAGUUUUCAAUCCACCACAGACUCCGAGCAAAGAGUCGGCAUCACCUAUGAAAUCAUCACUAUCCACGAGCCGUUUUAAGAGCAGCUAUGAUCAGGAUUCGGCGGCAGACAGUUCACAGGACGAGCGUCAAUUGGCCAAUGGCCGAUACCUCGCACGUCAUGCGAAGAGCGUCACCUUCGAUGCCGCUCCUCCACAAGUCAACGAGUAUGAGAUGGCCACGCCUGACUUGUCUUCCAUUGGAAGCAAUUCGCGAGAGGGGAGCUUUGAGUCGGAGGAAGACGAUGAGGACUACGGAGAACACUAUGGCGUGCACGAGCCUGGCGCCCAUGACGACAGCUUCGAUGCGUCUCUCGAGGACACAGACAAGACACCUGUUGUAGGGCCAGACGAGUGGAGGCAGGACAGUCCGGCUGUUGCGCGUAACAGUCAGCUCGAGGAUCCGUUCGACGGCAGCCCCAUGCCGGAGACUGUUCCCACCAUGGCGUCUAACGGGCGACCUCAGACAAGCAGAGGAAACUCGGCCAGCUCCAACAACGGCGACCACCGGCCGCUUCCUCCUUUGCCUGGUGUUCCUCAGGCGGCAGGUGCUCAGCGCACUCUUCCAUCGCCUCCACCUGCAGCUGCCCCGAACAAGUCAGAGCAGCAGAACAUCGGCAAUGGCAGAAUGCCACUCGAGGAGCGCCUCAGGCUGAUGAUGCUCUCGGACGGUGGCAAGACUGCUGCUGAGCAGCAGAGAGAGCGUCGCAUGCGACGUGCUGGUGCUCGUGACCGGGUCGGUAGUCCCACACCAGAGCGCGAGGCUCCCAGCGCUAGCAUCAACGCAUGCGCGAACGCCGAGGUCGAUGCCAGCUUCCAGGAUGAGGAGGAUGAUCAGGUUGGCGACAUCUCAGCCCUGGAGGAGUAUCAGCUACCCCCUAGGAUCUCAAGGGAGUCCAUUCUUCGCCGUGUUAAUGGCAACAAGUCCCUUGAGCGCGAGUCCGAUUAUCAAUUCUCCUCUCCAAUCCCAAGCUCAAGCCCUGAGCGUCCGAGUCCCGAACGCCCGCUUUACAGCCCUGAUCGUCCUCUUCCGCUUGAUCCUGACGUCCCCAUCCCAAGCACUGAGGACUCGUAUAUGGAUGACAGCGAGUCCAGUGUGGUGAUACACCGGGAUGAAGAGGACGACGACCACACUGACGAUUCCUUGUACGACAUGCCUGAUGUCUACGACCCUACCCAUAGGAACUUUGAUGAUCGUGCCACCACUGAGGACAGGUCGGAUGAAGAAGAUGACGAUGAGACCCAGGAUGGAAUUGACUCCGAGAGUCACUACUCCGAUCUUCCUGUCGCAAAGGCUCAGCCUCGGGCGGCCGAAGAAGAUGUCACGACAACUCCUCGAGCUACCUCGCCCGUUGAGGCUCCCCCGCAGGAAACCAUGGAAGAGUCUCCCGAGCCACCCAAAGUGCCAGAAAAGCCCAGGACCAUCGAUUUCGGAAGUGAUCUGCAAGAGUAUAUGCUGCCUAGGCCGGACAAACUCGACACAACAAAGAUCCCACAACUCGAGUCGCCGUCCCAACAUCGCCCCUCCACUCCCGACCGCCCAGUCCUCUCCAAGCCCGAAUACGAUGGUUCAGGCUGGGGAGAUGAUGAUGACUUCUCUGAGCCUGGUACUCCUGAGUCAGUCAUCCAUCAUCCUAUGCCCGACGAUGAUUACGACCCAGAGGACGAUUUGCCUCGCACUCCUCAGUCGCCUCGGGCAUCUCCCGCCAUUCCUGAAGAGUUUGCAACUAUCAAAGCCUCUGGAUCAAAGCUCAAGACUCGACCAUCAGCUACGCCGUCUGACCUGGUAGCCAUGCGUGAAGCAAGGCGCCAAGUCAGUCGCGAGAUCCCUGAUGUUCCAGUUAUCCCAGACCGCCACAAGAGCGGCCUGGGUGCAGAAUUUAGCAUGUCUGAGAGCGAGGCUUUCCUCGAGCGUCACCCUAGCUUUAAGGAGCGAAGCCUCACACUAGACCUCGAUCUUGGUCUAAGCCUUGACCAGGACUUUGACCGAGUGAUAGAGUCACAAAAGCGCGGUUACCUCAUGCGUCAGAACACCAAGGUUGUUACAGCCAGCGACAAAGAUCGUGAUGAGUAUCGGUUUGCUCGGUCGGCUGGAAACUCACCUGUAAAGCAGGAUCGUCCGCAAUCGUGGACAGUCGAGCCAUGGAACCCUCAAGUUAGGAAAAAGAGCGUUCGGAAACGACCCACCCCUUCAUCAGGUCCUGUCCCUCCCCUUCCAGGCCAAGAGAGCAACGUGGCUGGUCUCAGCACGCUCGCCGAGGAUGACCUUGCCGUCGAUUUGACACCUGAUGACAAUGGCGAAAGAGGACGAUUGUUUGUCAAAGUCAUGGGUGUCAAGGAUCUCGACUUACCUCUGCCAAGGAAUGAGCGGACCUGGUUCAGCCUCACGCUGGACAACGGUGUCCACUGCGUGACAACAGCUUGGUUGGAAUUGGCUCGCAAUGCACCCAUCGGGCAAGAGUUUGAGCUCGUUGUACCAAACGACCUUGAAUUCCAGCUGACGCUCAACGUAAAACUGGAAAAGCCUGCGCCGCAGAAGAUUGUACAGUCACCCACUAAGCUCAGCCGGCCCAAGACUUCAACAUUUAGCAGGGUGUUUGCCUCGCCGAAGAAGCGCAAGGAAAUGGAGAUGCGCAUGCGGGAGGAGGAGGAGCGCCUGGCACGUGAACAGCAGGAAGCCAACGCCAGGAUGCGGAGCCGGCAGCAACCAACUGCUUGGGACCUUCUCUCCCCGCUUGCUGCAGAUGAUGGCAGCUUUGCUCGCUCCUACAUUUCUCUCAAGGAGCACGAGUCGAAAUGUUUUGGUCGACCUUAUGUCGUCGAUAUUGCCUGUUUCAACGAAUGGGCUGUGGAAGAAGCUGGAUUUGCUUCCAGCGUCAAGAGCAAGCGAGGGAACACUGGUCAGGUAGUCCGUCGCGCACCUUACAAGAUUGGCAAGCUGGAGCUUCAGCUCCUUUUUGUGCCAAGGCCGAGAGGUUGCUCUGAUGAUGAUAUGCCCAAGAGUAUGAACUCUUGCAUUCGGGAGAUGCGAGCCGCCGAGGAGCGUCUUUCCCGAAACUGGGAGGGACCCUUGAGCCAGCAGGGUGGCGAUUGUCCAUACUGGCGCCGACGCUACUUUAAGCUUGUUGGCACAAAGUUGACUGCCUAUCAUGAGGCGACUCGUCAGCCUCGUGCUACCAUCAACUUGGCCAAUGCCAAGCGCCUGAUUGACGACAGGCGAGCCCUGAUUGAGAAAGAAACAACGGGCAAGGGUGGCAAGCGACGCCGAUCGGCGUUCGCCGAGGAAGAAGAGGGCUACAUGUUCGUUGAGGAAGGUUUCCGCAUCCGUUUCAAUAACGGUGAAAUCAUCGACUUCUACGCCGACACCGCCCAAGACAAGGAGGGCUGGAUGAAGGUACUAUCCGAGGUCAUCGGACGCGACAGCAUUAGUGGCGAUGACGACAACGCCAGCCUCAGGACGAAGAACAGGUGGUGCGAGCUCGUCCUCAAGCGGGAGGAGGCCAUCAAGAAGAGAGCCGAGGGUAGGCGAGUUCACUCGCGCACCAAGAGCAUGCACUUGUGAGACCUUAUCUCCUGGUGUCUAGGGCGCAUCUUUGGCUUGCUGCUAGAGGCAAGUCGGUUGCUCCCUUCAUAUUUCUUUUAUGAUUGCUGUUUUCUUGAUUUUCUUUCAAAGACAUUGCAUGGAAUAGUGGUUGUUGUUUUACUGUUCUUUUGCUCUUUGUCUCCUUUGUUUCUGCUGGAGUAUAUUGGCAUCUGGGUAUUUAAUGGUAGUUGCGUUGAGGGGGAGUGAAACGGUGUUUCUUUAUUGUAUGGAUUUUUCUGAUCCGAUUUUCCCGCGCUGGCUUGGUCAAGAAAAAGGCGCAAAAAGAGAACAUGGCGAAUGGUGUACUGCAUGGACAAAGCAGGCGGGAAAGUCGGCGGCUGCUCCGAAACCGGUUCUUCGAUUCAUUUUGACCCCUGGAGGGCCGGCCGUUGUAGCCUGUAUGAAAUUGUACCAAGAUAAUGAUCGUUUGCUUUCAUACAGCAGUUGAUUUUUUAUUUUUGUUUUCAUGUUUUUUUCUGCCGAUUCUGUAGCCUGAAUUGGAAAUGUUUGGUACCAAACCACUUGCAUCUCCCGUAGUCUAUUCCUGUCGUUUGUUCCAUUCAAUACAGUCGUCCAGCUUAACG
Messenger RNA from Pyricularia oryzae 70-15, 5288 nucleotides. RefSeq lists its product as uncharacterized. Gene Ontology annotation, molecular function: GTP binding. Lineage: Eukaryota; Fungi; Ascomycota; Sordariomycetes; Magnaporthales; Pyriculariaceae. The coding region runs from base 496 to 4683 and encodes 1395 amino acids. The record is from RefSeq and is a predicted model, not a curated record. The transcript is spliced from 6 exons.